Radiomyces spectabilis is the source of this 1954-nucleotide messenger RNA. Its product is annotated as Phosphomethylpyrimidine kinase-domain-containing protein. The record is from RefSeq and is a predicted model, not a curated record. Gene Ontology annotation, molecular function: phosphomethylpyrimidine kinase activity; hydroxymethylpyrimidine kinase activity; thiaminase activity. The transcript is spliced from 8 exons. Bases 282 to 1817 code for a protein of 511 amino acids. Gene Ontology annotation, biological process: thiamine biosynthetic process. Gene Ontology annotation, cellular component: cytosol. NCBI's taxonomy places the organism in Eukaryota, Fungi, Mucoromycota, Mucoromycetes, Mucorales, Radiomycetaceae.
GAGGAAAGUGGCAAAUGCAUUCAUUUCCUACAGUUCGACGAGAGUUGCAAGUGAGAACUCAAAGAAAAGAUUGAAGGAUUCGUCUUGUCUUGGUUUGGCGCCAGUUAGUUGAUUGUAGAAAUGGUGAUAAUUAUUAUCGACAGGCAUUUUUUCAUCCAUCCAAAUGAUGGUACUCUUUUAUCUCGUUCGGGAUCUCAACGUCAGUCACCAUCUACGAUGCUAUUUUAAGCCUCCGCUGCCCUGAAGUCAGUUUCUCGCAUCGCAUAGCUUGACUCACUACCAUGACAACUACAGUGAGUGAAAAAUCUAUUCCUCGUGCGCUUACCAUUGCAGGCAGCGAUAGUGGAGGAGGAGCCGGCAUUCAGGCCGACCUCAAGACAUUCACGUCCCUGCACGUAUAUGGCACUUCAGUUGUGGCUGCACUCACGUCUCAAAACACCCUCGGCGUGGACGCCAUCCACGAUGUCCCGGUCGAGUUUGUUCAAAAACAACUGGAAGCCGUGCUCAGCGACAUUGGUACCGAUGCCGUAAAAACCGGGAUGUUGUCUUCGGCCGCUAUUAUUACCGCCGUCGUUCAAACCCUCAAAAAAUACCCCGAAGCGGCGCGACACAUCGUGGUGGAUCCUGUGAUGGUGGCUACCAGCGGCUCCCGUUUGCUGGCAGCGGAUGCUACUCAAGCCUACAUAUCCGAGUUGCUGCCAAUCACUUACUUAUUGACGCCCAAUGUACCCGAAGCGGAAGUGUUGCUAGGUCAGCAAAAGAAUAGCAUUCAGUCGGUGCAGGACAUGCAUGCCGCUGCGCGAAAGCUGGGCGAGAUGGGUCCCAAAUAUGUCUUGCUGAAAGGCGGUCACUUGCCUGUGGAGCGGGAAAAUGGUAAAAAGGUGGUCGAUGUUCUUUACGAGUCAUCGACAGGAGUUAUCAAAGAGUUUGUCAAUCCCUAUGUGGACACCAAGAACACUCACGGUACAGGAUGCACACUUUCCUCCGCCAUUGCUGCCGAACUUGCCAAAGGAAAGGAUGCCUUCCGUGCGGUCGUUGCCGGUACUACAUAUAUCCAGGAUGCCAUUCAGGAUUCUCUUGGAUGUAUUGGAAAAGGUUCAGGUCCCAUCAACCAUUUCCACAAUGUGCGCUGGAUGCCGUAUGAAGGCAAGAGCUUUGUGGAAGCUUUGAAAUCGUCUCUGCCGACCGGGGUUUGGGAUCAGUUCAUUGAUCAUCCUUUUGUCCGCGGUAUGGCGGACGGUACCUUGCCCAAGGAGAACUUUAUCUUUUACAUCAAGCAAGAUUAUUUGUACCUGCAGCACUACGCACGAGCGGCGGCUUUGGCGGCUUACAAAUCUGCUGAUAUUGAAAUGUGUGCCAGAAAUGCCAAAAUCGUUAUCCAUAUCCAUCAAGAAAUGCAGUUGCAUUUAAAGUACUGCGAGAAAUGGGGUAUCAGCAAGGAAGAGGUUCUCGCUACUCCCGAGAGUGUGUUCAAUGUCGCCUAUACACGCUAUGUGUUGGACAAAGGUGCUACGGGUGACCAGCUGGAUCUCCAAGUUGCCAUGGCUCCUUGUUUGAUUGGUUACGGUGAAAUUGGUAUGAAGCUUUACAAUGAUCCCAACACAAAGCGAGAGGGCAACCCUUAUUGGACAUGGAUUGAAAACUAUGCUGAAGGAGACUACCAAGAAGCAGUGAGAACCGGCCGCAACAUUAUGGAAGAACUCGCGCAACACAACGUGUCUACAUCGCCUACUCGUUUCCGUGAAGUCUGCAAUAUCUUUGAAGCAGCUACCAAACUGGAAAUCGAAUUUUGGGAAAUGGGCCUUCAAAUGCGUUAAAAAAGAAAGAGUUAUAACUCAUAUGUUAACUUAGAAUCCCCCUAGAAGACAUUUUAGAAUGAAAAAGAACCUUUUUUUUUUACUCAUGUCAGGCAACAUGACAGUAUGAGAGAAAUGGUCCUGAACGUUGAUUGGCU